This is a messenger RNA of Cyprinodon tularosa, 1425 nucleotides long. Its product is annotated as skin secretory protein xP2-like. NCBI's taxonomy places the organism in Eukaryota, Metazoa, Chordata, Actinopteri, Cyprinodontiformes, Cyprinodontidae. The transcript is spliced from 7 exons. The coding region runs from base 1 to 1425 and encodes 474 amino acids. The record is from RefSeq and is a predicted model, not a curated record.
AUGGCCCCUGGUAUAGCCCCUGAUAUGGUCCCUGGUAUGGCCCCUGAUAUGGCCCCUGGUACAGCGCCUGAUAUGGUUCCUGGUAUGGCCCCUGAUAUGGCCCCUGGUAUGGUCUCUGGUACAGCCCCUGGUAUAGCCCCUGGUAUAGCCCCUGAUAUGGCCCCUGGUAUGGCCCCUGGUGUGGCCUCUGGUAUAGCCCCUGCCCCUGAUAUGGCCCCUGGUAUAGCCCCUGAUAUGGCCCCUGGUAUGGCCCCUGGUGUGGCCUCUGGUAUAGCCCCUGGUAUAGCCCCUGGUAUAGCCCCUGCCCCUGGUAUGGCCCCUGGUAUAGCCCCUGAUACGGCCCCUGGUGUGGCCCCUGGUAUAGCCCCUGGUAUAGCCCCUGUGAUGGCCCCUAGUAUAGCCCCUGAUACGGCCCCUGGUAUGGCCCCUGAUAUGGCCCCUGGUAUAGCCCCUGAUAUGGUCCCUGGUAUGGCCCCUGAUAUGGCCCCUGGUACAGCCCCUGAUAUGGUCCCUGGUAUGGCCCCUGAUAUGGCCCCUGGUAUGGUCUCUGGUACAGCCUCUGGUAUAGCCCCUGCCCCUGGUAUAGCCCCUGAUACGGCCCCUGGUGUGGCCCCUGGUAUAGCCCCUGGUAUGGCCCCUGGUAUAGCCCCUGUGAUGGCCCCUGGUAUAGCCCCUGAUACGGCCCCUGGUAUGGCUCCUGAUAUGGCCCCUGGUAUAGCCCCUGAUAUGGUCCCUGGUAUGGCCCCUGAUAUGGCCCCUGGUACAGCCCCUGAUAUGGUCCCUGGUAUGGCCCCUGAUAUGGCCCCUGGUAUAGCCCCUGAUAUGGUCCCUGCCCCUGGUAUGGCCCCUGGUGUGGCCUCUGGUAUAGCCCCUGGUAUUGCCCCUGGUAUGGUCCCUGGUAUGGCCCCUGAUACGGCCCCUGGUGUGGCCCCUGGUAUAGCCCCUGGUAUGGCCCCUGGUAUGGCCCCUGGUAUAGCCCCUGAUACGGCCCCUGGUGUGACCCCUGGUAUAGCCCCUGCCCCUGGUAUGGCCCCUGUGAUGGCCCCUUAUAUGGCCCCUAGUAUGGCCCCUGGUAUGGCCCCUUAUAUAGCCCCUGGUAUGGCCCCUGUGAUGGCCCCUUAUAUGGCCCCUAGUAUGGCCCCUGGUAUGGCCCCAGAUAUGGUCCCUGAUAUGGCCCCUGGUAUGGCCCCUGGUAUGGCCUCUGAUAUGGCCCCUGGUAUAGCCCCUUGUGUGGCCCCUGAUCUGGCCCCUGUGAUGGCCCCUGUAUUUAAGAUGGAGCAGAUAGAGAACGGCUGGGUGACAAUGGAGCUCUAUAACUACCUGCACCGCCAGCCUUUGUGCUCAAACUGGCCUUUCACCAAGACGGACCGACGGGCCGGGCGGGAGGGGGGGGGCAGGAGGACGGAGGAGGAGCACGGAGAAUAG